CGCUUUAGAGCCAGCCGCGUUUCAGCUGAAACUUGAAACGCGGUUUCAGUGACUAUCUUGCCGGUUCCAGCGCAAAUUCUCGGGACAGAUCCAGGCUUCGCGCGCGCUUUUGCUCUACAAGUUUUUCGUGACAUUUUUGAGAAAGGACGCGUGUGGUUUUUGGCCGGACUUUAUAACGAAAUAAUAAAAAGAGAAAAAUAUGGGAGUGCUUUAAAUUAAUUUGGGGUGUCAACAAAUUUAGGAAACAUGAAUUCGACAUUUUUUGAGAAAUAUGGUCAAGAUAUGGUCCAAACUAACCUAACCCUUUCAGAAGAAGUCGUACAGGGUUUCCUCAGAAAGAACAAUUUUGCUGUUGUUGGACUGUAUGGUGUGCUCUUUCCUGUUGCUGUUAUUGCCAAUGUAUUGCUCAUCGUCACUGUAGUUAGAGAUAGAUUCAUGCAAAAUGUGACCAACUAUUUCCUAGUGAAUUUGUCGGUGGCUGACCUGCUGGUAGCUGUAAUUUGUAUGCCCACAGCGGCAUGGAGGGCAUAUACCGAUGAUUUCAGAUUUGGAGAGUUUACCUGCAAGAUCUCUGUUUAUUUGCAAUGUAUAGCUGUAGCCAGCAGCAUAUUUACCAUCACAGCCAUGGCUGUAGACCGAUCUACAGCCAUCAUCAGACCGUUCUUUCGCUGUUUCAACAAGACCACCACCAUUCUAGUGAUCAUGUUCCUAUGGACGGCAUCCCUGAUACUAUUUUCGCCGAAUUUGUGGAUAGCAAGUCUAUCGAUAAUAUCAGUACAGUACAGUAGUCAUAACAGCACCUCCGAAGUAGCGAUGUGCAGAAUGGACUGGGCAGAUUUUCCAGUACCACGGCACGUGAUUGGGAUUAUAUGGUUUACUUUUAUGUUUGCUGUUCCGGGAUUUAUCAUGACCAUCGCAUAUGCUAUGAUGGGAAAAACCCUAUGCACUCCGAUUCCACAAUUUGAUAACACCGAAUCGGCUUGUAUACAGCAAAGGAACCGAUUGAUGAAAUCCAGAAAAAGAGUUGCCUGCAUUCUUCUACUCCUCGCUUUCGUCUUUGCGGGAUGUUGGUUGCCAUACCACAUCAUGAGCCUCAUCACGGAUACAACCACCCAGGCAGUGGUAGAGUACAGGGUAGUAGUACAGAUGGACACCAUCAACGCUUACUUGUUACUGUUGGGCCACGCUAAUUCUGCGCUAAACCCUAUAAUUUACUGCGCACUGUCGCGAAAUUUCCGAAAUUCCAUCAAACAGCUGCUCAGAACUAGGAUCACAUUUCGGAAGAGGCGAAACCAAAUGAAUAACUUGGCUUUGGACAGUUCCGGCUCAGGCUUUCUAGUACCCUCACUUCGCAAGUCAGUACCUCUCCUAAAUCAGCACACAAUUAAUAGAUUAAGAAGGCAGUCAUCAUCUCAGAAAACAACAAAAACUUGUGCGGUGUAAUGGUCUAGUCAAUCAACAAGAGACAGUGAUAAUGUUGAAGGUUGUCGAUUUUUUCUACUUAGAUGUAAUUUUUUAAGAUGAAAACCAACUAAGAAUACUUGUUACUAUUUGUAUCCAGAGUAUCAUAAGAAAAUGUUAAAGAAAAAGCUAAUAUACUCAUAGUUUUUGUAAUCAGUGUUUGUUAUUACAGAACAUUGUAAUAUUGAACAAGAUUACAGUUUUUGGUGUUACAACAACAAAAUAAAACACUAAUUUACCACAAUACACUUACAAUGUUGAGCAACGCAAGGUUUAUCCGGUCUACCAUAUCUUAUCUGAGCCAUAUGUUCUUUAAAUCUUAUUAAUAUUAAUCUUCUACUUUGCCCAACAUAUUUCUGACUACAAUCUCUACAUGACAUCUCAUAAAUACCCGACCUUUCCAGGAGGAGGUGUUUUAUCUUUAGGAUUACCUAAUAGUUGUUGUAAUUUAUUAUUAGUACUAUUACACAAGUUUAUAAUUGACAUUCUUAAAAAUUAUUCUUAUACCACGCGAUAACUCUCUAUCAAAUAGUAUUGAAAUAUAUUUUGACGUAUCUUUCUUCACUUGAAAAGUCGAAUUUGCAGAAAUCGAUAACUUAUUCCUAGGUUUUCUAAUUAUUUUAUCAACUAAUGAAGGAGUAUAUCCAUAAAACUCAACAACUGAGCGCCUAUAUAAACGCUCGAUUUGUAGAUAUUACUUUAGUUCUAAUCAUCUGCUGAUUAUGCUAGUGUUUUAGUGUAUUGUGGCGCAUUAGUGUUUUAUGUGUUGCUAUUGAACAAAGUGUCAAUGUCAUCUCUAAUAUAACUUUAAAUAUACUACUAGACUAAAUAUUAGAAAUAUUUUAUUGUAAAUAAAUUUAAAACAUAAUAUAUCGCGUACUUGUUCUAAAAAACAGUCGUUGCUGCAGCUUCAUUAAGCUAUCAAGAAAUUUAAAUAUUGUUAAUAAUGGUAAUAAAUAAUAACUAUCUUCUUUGACAAUAGAUGUGUUUUACUGUUGAUGAAAGUUUAUAAAUAUAAGAAACAUUCUUAAAUGUCCGUAUAUCUAUUUUUAAAAUUAUUAAAAAAGAUUGAUGUAUACGCAUGUUGCUUUUUAAGUUGUUUAUAAACUAUAAAUAAAAAAAAAGAAAAUAUUAAGUAUUGCAAUACGCAUUUUUAUUACAGAAAUGUUUGGCGGCAAAUUUUUAAGUUUUAGCUAUAAUAAGGGUAUAUCAAGAAGUAAUGAGAUUAAAACUAAUUUAUACCAGGGUCAUCUUAUAUGAUGUCUUCAGAACUUCUAAUUUAGUUUUUAAAGUGUAUAUAACUUGUAAUUAUUAUAUUAUAUGAAUGUAAUAUACUGUUUUAAAAA
This is a messenger RNA of Sitophilus oryzae (rice weevil), 2807 nucleotides long. RefSeq names its product neuropeptide FF receptor 2-like. Gene Ontology annotation, biological process: G protein-coupled receptor signaling pathway. The transcript is spliced from 7 exons. Gene Ontology annotation, cellular component: membrane. Bases 247 to 1443 code for a protein of 398 amino acids. The record is from RefSeq and is a predicted model, not a curated record. Gene Ontology annotation, molecular function: neuropeptide Y receptor activity. NCBI's taxonomy places the organism in Eukaryota, Metazoa, Arthropoda, Insecta, Coleoptera, Curculionidae.